CAUCUUCAAACCCUUUAGUUACUCUUCAGCCUGCUGUGAAAUGUAACCAAAAAAGAAAAGAAAAAAAAAGAAAAAGAAAAAAACCUUUGUUGACUAGACUUCCUCACUCUGGACCGGGAUUUUUUCCGAUUGCAGCUCGUUGUCUGCACUACACACUACUGCCACUAGCUAGCUAUCUGUCUACUCGGUGGCUAGCUCUCACUCCGACCAGUCACCAACCCUCGAUCAGUCUUUUGUGACGAGCUCUUGAAAAUAUCCUCUCCAAAUAGAACAAAAGGCACGCAAACCAAGGCUUAGAACGAAAGUCACACAAGUCUAAAAAGAUGAACUCAAUCAGAGAAACCCGACAAUGAUGGUUUACAUUGCUCGAUUCUGCAUUCUCAUCAUCACUAUCUAGCAUGGCUCAUCUCUACAACCUCGCUCCGUCUGCAAUCUGGGUCACGAUAGCACCUUGCCAUGGCGGAUCGCCACUCGGUUUGAACAUGAUGAACAUCCCCGAUGAUCAGGGCCAAGCGCUAGCUAGGUUGCUCGAUCAUUGCAGGCCCGAUGAGCUCCCAGGCAGUGACGAUACUUGCCCGACUGGGUCAUCCGGACUUCAUACGAACCAGAAGCGAGGAGAAGCGCCUGUCUUGUGAUUGGUCCUGAAGGGGAAAGGCGUGAGACUCCAAACAGGGAAUCUCUCACGGUCGAUGACUGGCUGUAGGAGAAUAGUCCUCCGGAGUAGUACUGGGGGUAGUUGUCGUUUCGGAAAAGGCAGGCUAGCUAGGUGGUAAUAGUAAGGUAGUCGUUGUAGUAGCAAGAGAGUUGAACAAUUGAACAAAGAGACCUAAAAAGAAAAAGGAGGGAAAGGGAGACAGAGACA
Messenger RNA from Aspergillus aculeatinus CBS 121060, 862 nucleotides. RefSeq lists its product as uncharacterized. The transcript has a single exon. The coding region runs from base 399 to 635 and encodes 78 amino acids. The record is from RefSeq and is a predicted model, not a curated record. Lineage: Eukaryota; Fungi; Ascomycota; Eurotiomycetes; Eurotiales; Aspergillaceae.